AUGGCGCUCAGCGCCGCCACUUCCUGGCCCGGGACGCGCGGAGCCGCGCAGCGAGCAGGCCCGGGGCCGCGCGCAGCCCUCGGGUGGCGGGGCGGGCUCUGGAGCCCGAGGCCACCGUACCCGGGGGACGGUCUCAACGGAGGCUGGCGAGCCGCGUCCCCAUACACGGAGCCCGGGGCGGGCGGCGAGGGGCGCGCGCGGGGGUGGAGGAGGAGCCUCGCGCGACUGCGGCUGCUUCUCCCGGGGCUCCCGCCGCUGCUCCGCCGCGGUGCUCGGCCCGCCGCGCCCCGCCCCGGCCCGGCCCCCGCGCCCGCCCCCGCGGCCCGGCCGGGGACCCCGCCCCGCGCUUCCGGGAGGGGGAGGGGGAGAGGAGGAGCCGCCGGGCGCCCUAGGCCGCAGUCGCACCUCCCUGCGGGCGGCCGCCAGGCCCACUCUGGGCACCAGUUCUGCCCGCCUUCUAGCCUGCCUCUUCUGCAGCCAACAAGGAAGGAUGGACUGGGUCCGUGCGCCUCCAGGAAGUACUUUAUUUACAAGUGGCAAAUAGGAAGUGGUCGAAGAGUCUUCCAGAGUCGCUGCGUCUCACACUCUAGGAGCCCUGAGGCCUCCUUCAUGAAUGGCCAUUCUGCACCACGGCUGUGCAAGGUGUUCCAAGAGCAGGGGCUCCCUCCGGGCCCUGCAUCAGGAGAGAAUGUCAACCCGAUUCUGUUUGGAAACCCGGGCAACUGCCUACGCAUCCUCCAGUAUCCUUCCAAAAGUCUUCAUGAUUGAUGAUGCUGGGUCACCUGAGAA
Messenger RNA from Microtus oregoni (creeping vole), 789 nucleotides. Its product is annotated as translation initiation factor IF-2-like. Bases 1 to 768 code for a protein of 255 amino acids. The record is from RefSeq and is a predicted model, not a curated record. NCBI's taxonomy places the organism in Eukaryota, Metazoa, Chordata, Mammalia, Rodentia, Cricetidae. The transcript is spliced from 4 exons.